Messenger RNA from Anthonomus grandis grandis, 1532 nucleotides. RefSeq names its product endophilin-B1 (gene EndoB). NCBI's taxonomy places the organism in Eukaryota, Metazoa, Arthropoda, Insecta, Coleoptera, Curculionidae. The coding region runs from base 153 to 1196 and encodes 347 amino acids. Gene Ontology annotation, molecular function: protein binding. The transcript is spliced from 8 exons. The record is from RefSeq and is a predicted model, not a curated record. Gene Ontology annotation, cellular component: cytoplasm.
AGAGGGCGGAUUUAGUAACUGCUCUUAAUUUAUUCAACCAAUCAGGUUGGGCCGUGGCGUUUGACAUAUGCCACCCGGAGGUCAAUAUUUUUUUUGAAAUCAAUAAACAAAAUAUCAAAUAAAAACACAAUUAAUUUAAAGCUGAAGUAAUUAUGGAUUUUAACUUUAAAAAUAUUGUAAAGGAUGCAGGGACUGCUAUAAGUAGAGUUGUACAGUUUACCGAAGAAAAAUUGGGCAAAGCUGAGAAAACAGAGCUGGAUGCCCACUUUGAGAACUUAUGGGAGAGGGCGGAAAACACCCGGAAAUUUACUGAGAAAAUUGUGAAAAAUGCCGAAGCAGUUUUAGUGCCAAAUCCAGGAAACCGGAUCGAGGAUUAUGUGUUUGAGAAAAUCGAGAGGCAGAAACCUUCUCGACUCAGUAAUUUGGAAUAUUUAGGUCAAGAUAUGGUUGAGGCUGGUACCUGUCUAGGACCAGGGACCCCCUAUGGAAGUGCCCUAAUUAAAGUGGGCCAGUGGGAACAAAAACUGGGACAAACCGAGAGGGAUUUUAUCGGUUCAGCAGGGAUGUGCUUCACGCAACCUUUAAGGAAAUUCUUGGACACCGAGAUGAAAACGAUUGUUAAGGAGCAAGGUGUCUUAGAAAUGAAACGACUCGAUUUGGACGCUUGUAAAAAUAAGGUGCGGAAGGCCAGAGGGAUGUUGGGUCAGCAAACCGGAAAGGACGAUAUGCCGCCAGAAAUACUUUUAGAACAGGCCGAAAGGGAUUUAAGAAUCGCCCAAUCGGAGUUCGACCGACAAACCGAAAUAACGAAACUCUUGUUGGAAGGCAUCGGUUCGUCCCAGGCCGUCCACCUGAGAUGUUUAUACGAAUUCGUCGAGACUCAGGCGAGGUUUUACUCGCAGUGCACCACCGUCAUGACCGACUUACAAAGGGAAUUAGCCAGCUUAGCCAGUAGUAGUGGUCCACACUCCCCAACACAUACACUUAGCGAUGAUUCCACUUCUGUGCAAACUGAGAAAAACACUAAAAGGGCAAAAGUCUUGUACGACUAUACGGGAAAAGAUUCUACAGAAUUGAGUGUUAAAAUUAAUGACGUAAUAUCGAUCACUGAAAUAUCGGACGACGAUUACGUAAUGGGUUUUAAAGGAAACAGCAGUGGAAAAGUUCCUAAGGUUUUCCUGGAGUUUCUCACGUAAACCACCCGACUGCCAGAUGUGUGCAUUUUUAUUGUGUAAACACCAAAUUGUAAUGCAAUAAUCAAAAAAUUAAAAGCGCUUUGGCACCGUUAUCUUUCUCUUUAUAAUAUAGUUAUGUAAAAGUUAAAUAAAUUAUGCGUUUUAAAGUCAAUAUUAUGUGCAAUUAAGGCAUGUUUAGUCAAUUUCUAAAUGUUAUUAAAUUCACGUUUGUAACUGUUACGAAAUGUUGCCUUUUUUACAAAAGGGAAGUUUGACGAAUAUUGUAUAUUUACUGUUUAUAAAAUAUUAGUAUAUAGAUUUAGUAUGGUAAUAUAAAGUUUUAUUGUGUUUUGUCAA